CGGAUGGGAGACCUCGCCGACCUUCAAGAAUCGAUAAAAUACUGCGAAGAGGCGCUAGCUUCUACCCCUCAAAACCACCCCGAUCGAGCGGACAGAUACGGAAACCUGGGGGAAAUGUUCCUCACUAGGUUUGAGCGGAUCGGUGACCUUGGUGACCUCCAAAAAGCGAUUGAGCACUCCGAAGCAGCACUAGAUGCUACCCCUCAAGAUCACUCCAACCGAGCACAAAAACAAGAUAACCUUGCAGCAACACUCUCGGUAAGGUAUUGCCGUAUGGGAGGCCUUGAUGACCUACAAAAAGCCAUUGAGAAUAGCGAAGAGGCGCUAGCUGCUACCCCACUGGAUCACCGCUCUAGAGUCUCCAGGCAGCAUAAUCUGGGGUGCUGCUUCGGUCGUAGGUUUACGCGGAAAGGAGAUCUUAAUGACCUCCAAGAAGCCAUUAAGCACGGCGAGGAGGCACUCGCUGCUAGUGCUCCUGGAGACCCGUCACGCCCUGCUACUCUUAGCGUUUUGGGAAGCUGGCUCAGCGACAGGUUUAAGCGCUUAGGAAACCUUGGAGAUCUCGAACAGGGAAUUAAGCACAGUAAAGAAGCAUUAGAUGCUACCCCACAAGAUCACCCCGAUCGACCGUGCAGGUGGUAUGGUUUGGGACUUUUAUUAUCUCAUAGGUUUGAGCGGAUAGGAGACAUCCUCGACCUCCAAAAAGGCAUAAAGCACAGCGAAGAGGCACUAGCGGCCAUCCCUCAUGAUCACCCCCUCAGAGCAGCCAUGCACCAUCUCCUAGCAAGUAAUCUAGCUACGAGGUUUCGACGGAUAGGAGACCUUGAUGAUCUCCACAAAGCGAUUAAGAAUAGCGAAGAUGGGCUAGCUUCUACCCCUCAAGAUCACCCUAUCCGUGUAUCAAUGCAGAAUAAUCUGGGAACCAGUUUCUUGACGAGGUUCCAACGGAUAGGGGACUUUAGUGACCUCGGGGAGGCUGUUAAACACGGGGAAGGGGCCCUAGCUGCUACCCCCGAAGAUCACCCUCUCCGAGGUACCAUACAGAGCAACCUGGUAAUCAGUUUCAAUAGGAGGUUUCAGCGGACAAGAGACCCUCAAGACCUAGGAAAAGCUAUUAACUACGGAGUACAGGCGCUGGCUACCACCCCCCAGGAUCCUCCCCUCCGAGCUCAAAUACAAAACUCCCUCGGAAGCUGUUUCUCUAUGAGGUUUCAUCUGACAGGAGAUCCUAAUGACCUCCAAUUCGCAAUCAGGAACAGUGAGGACUCACUGGGUGCUACCCCUCAGGAUCACCCCUACCGAGCUGUCAUGCACAAUAACCUGGGACAAAAUUACUUGGACAGGUUUGAAUCGACGGGGGACCUCAGGGACCUCGAAAAAGGCAUCAAGCACGGAGAAAACGCGCUAGAGGCUUCUCCAGGAGAUGAUCCCUCUCGAGCAACCGUGUGUGCCGCCCUAGGCGGACUUUUUGAAUCGAGGUUCUCGAUAGUAUCUACCCCCGAAGACUUCGAUCAAAGCCUUCGACUAUAUCGCGAGGCAUUUGAUUGCCAAACUUCACCGCCUGGGGCUCGAAUUGAAGCGGCUCGCAGAGCAGCAUCAUUGCUAUCUUCAAACGGAAACUUUGAUGAAUCAAGUUCCUUGCUAGAGAAGGCCGUUAGUUUGAUGUCUAGUGUGAAUCUACGGUUACUAAGGCGAGAUGACCAACAACACAUCCUGUCGCAGCUUUCUGGGGUAGCCUCAACCGCUGCUUCUGUCGCUCUUCUGGCCAGGAGAGACGCGUAUGACAGUCUCAAGUUGCUAGAGCUCGGUCGUGGAAUAAUUAUAGGCUUCGCAAUCGAUUCAAGGUCCGAAGUUUCAGAUCUUAGGACAGAUCACCCUCUUGAAUUUAGCCAAUUUGACAGCCUUCGACUUGAGAUUGACUCGCCCAUAGAGGAAACGAACUACGCAAGUGAUGAAACACCUGAUCGGUACCGAAAUCGUGUUAUGCAGAGACGUUGGGAGGCCGUCAAUGAGAUGGAAGAAAGUUUAGCACGGAUUCGCAUGUUACCCGGGUAUGAUGGAUUCCUGCUCUCCCCCACUCGGGAGGAUCUGAUGAAAUCGGCAAUAAAUGGCGCUAUCAUUAUCUUCAACUGCACUGGGUACAGGAGCGACGCCAUAAUUGUCACCACCUCAGCUAUAACUUCAUUAGAACUCCCGAAAUUGAAUUAUGAGGAAACAGCCGACUGGAUGAGGCAAUUGGCUAAUUUCGGAGGAGGAGGCUGGAUUAAGAGAGGCAAGGAUAAUAGAAAAAUAAAAGACCUCCUCAUCUGGCUAUGGGACUCCGCAGUAGGGCCUGUUUUUGACAAGCUUGAACACGAUGGGACGAUUGUCAGUGAUGGUGUUCAGGGGUCCAAUUUGAAGCGGGUUUGGUGGAUUGGAGUAGGGAAAUUAAGCAUGGCGCCUUUCCAUGCGGCUGGGGAUCAUUCGCCGGGAUCAACACGCAACACUUUAAGCCGCGCCAUUUCGUCUUACAUCCCGACAAUCAAAGCCCUCACCUAUGCACGUCAGAAAAAACUAGAGCUAUUCCACAAAUAUGGCGCUUCCGUUACAAUGGAACACUCGAAGACAGCCAAAAUUCUCAAACAACGGAAUGCCCGCUUGCUUCUCAUCCCGAUGGCGGAAACGCCAGGUGCGACAAGUCUACCCGGUGUUGAUGCAGAAGUUCAACAUAUCCUUGAUUCUACUACUAAAACUCCGGUCGAGACUACGGUAUUGAAGAACCCCAACCCUGCCGAAGUCCUCAAGCAAUUUCAGCACCACGACAUUGUCCAUUUUUCCUGCCACGGAGUGUCUAGCAUCAACCCCUCAGACAGCCACUUGCUCCUGUUCGACCCGGAUGGGGAGGGUGCUAGUAAACUGCUGGCUCGUGAUAUAUCGGGUUUGGUUGCACAAAAUGCACAGCUUGCAUACCUUUCAGCCUGCUCCUCAGCCAAGAACUCCUCGGUUAUCUUAGCCGACGAAGUCAUACACCUAGCCAGUGCAUUUCAGUUAGCCGGGUUUAGCCAUACGCUCGCGAACCUGUGGGAAACAGAUGACCAUGCAUCCAGCGAAGUCGCGAGGGACUUCUACCACUUGCUUUUUCAAAAUCAAGAGAACGGCGAUGGGCACAAUCUAGUCUCCGCCGCUUUUCACAAAGCUGUGAAAAAAUGCCGGGACAGGAAGCCGGGCGAUUUUCUUACCUGGGCCCCUUUCGUGCACACUGGAGCG
Messenger RNA from Tuber aestivum (summer truffle), 3246 nucleotides. The record is from the annotation of a GenBank genome assembly. NCBI's taxonomy places the organism in Eukaryota, Fungi, Ascomycota, Pezizomycetes, Pezizales, Tuberaceae.